UGGCUGCAUAUAAUAAUCUAACAAGACCAUUCUCCCCUAUUUGCUUCUGUUUCUCUCCAUUGUUUCAGUCUUUAAAUGGUAAUAUAAUUAGUAUUAGUUAUAUCAUAUUGAAACACUGUUCAUUACCAACUAUUGAGAAUCUCACAAAUUAUUCAGCAUGGUUUCACAGCGCCUUUUCUUGUUUUCAUGCUUUGUUACACAACUGCUACUAGCAUCAGGUAACUGUCCAUCUUCAAUUAACUGCGGAUUUCUCGGAGAAAUUGAGUUUCCUUUUACCAGCACAGAACAUCCAAAUUGUGGCAUGUUAGUAAUACAUGGCUGUGAUGACUAUGAACCACAAUCCAAAAAAAUCAUUCAAAAUAACAAAAGAUGGUUCGAUGUUCUCAAAAUCGAAUCAUUCACAAUCACAAUUCGAGAUGACCAACUUCAUGACUUGUUACUACAAAGAAGCUGCAAUAUUCUAACAUACAAUUCUAUGUUCACGGUCAACACGCCUUUGGUAUUUUCUCGUCUAGAAAAUCCGGUAACUGUUUACGGAUGCAACAGUAACAACACACUCGAUCUACAACGAUACUAUUCCGUUUCUAAUUCUACUUCGAUUUGUAGAAACGAAAACAAUACUUUGAAUGGUGUUUCAGAUUCAGAUAUAAAGAAUAAUAAAGCUAUUGUGGUUAUAAUUUAUGAUACUAUCUCUUCAAACUCUAAUCAUCUUAAAGGAUGUUCAAAUGUUGAUCUUCCAACUGGUUUCAAGGUUAACCAUCUUGAUCCAGAUGAUCUUUUUAACUUCCUAAGUGGUGAUAUUGCAAUCAAAAUACAAGUUUCUCAGAAUUGUUCAACCUGUCAUGAUCUUUAUGGGGGUCAAUGUCGACUUGAUAACACCGGAAACUUUUAUUGCCACCAAGGGAAAUCUAAAAAGACACAUCUUACAGUGGCAGCAGCUACAUCUUCUGCCGGAGUACUUGGAGUUCUGGUUUUUUUGGCUUGGUUCUUAAGAAGACGCUUCAUCAACAAUAAAAACCCUCCAUACCAAAUAAUUGAGUUGUUUCUGAAAAACCAUGGUCACCUUGCAGCUAAAAGAUACACUUAUGCAGAGAUAAAGAAAGCAACAAAUUCAUUCAAAAACAAACUAGGUCAAGGAGGCUAUGGCAGUGUAUACAAAGGGAAAUUACAAGAUGGAAGUCUCGUGGCAGUAAAAGUAUUAAACGAAUCUCACGGUAACGGUGAAGAGUUCAUCAAUGAGGUUGCUAGUAUUAGUGUCACUUCUCAUGUUAACAUUGUUAGUUUGUUAGGAUUCUAUCUAGAAGGUUCUAAAAGAGCUUUGAUAUAUGACUACAUGCCUAAUGGUUCACUUGAGAAGUUCAUAUAUGAAGACAAAGAUCCAUUAAAUCUAAAUCUUCAAUUGAGUUGCAAAACUAUCUACAAUAUUGCAAUUGGCGUUGCUCGAGGAUUAGAGUAUUUGCACAAAGGUUGCAAUACUAAAAUCUUGCAUUUUGAUAUAAAACCUCAUAACAUAUUGCUAGACGAUGAUUUUUGUCCGAAGGUUUCAGAUUUUGGACUCGCAAAAGUAUGUCCAAGAAAAGACAGUAUCAUAUCCUUAUUAGGUGCCAGAGGCACUGCAGGAUACAUUGCUCCAGAAGUGUUCUCUAGAAACUUUGGCGGCGUCUCCCAUAAAUCCGAUGUAUACAGCUAUGGAAUGAUGGUUUUAGAAAUGGUUGGAGGAAAACAGAAUAACAAUAUCAUUGAUGUUGAACGGUCGAGUGAAAUUUAUUUUCCGCACUGGGUUUACAAGCGAAUUGAACUGAAUCAAGAACCUAGGUUACGAAGCAUUAAAAGUGAAUUUGAUAAAAAGAUUGUACAAAAGAUGAUUAUAGUAAGCUUAUGGUGCAUCCAAACUGAUCCAUCACAUAGGCCUGCAAUGAGUAAAGUGGUAGAUAUGAUGGAAGGUAGCUUGGAAUCUUUGCAAAUACCACCAAAACCAUGUCUCUCUUCACCUCCUAGGUCACCCUCAAGAUCAUCAGAUUAUAACUCUCACACAUCUCAGGAUUUGCAUCAAUCAGGAACAGUCCUUACCACUGAAUGUGAACCUCUAAUCAUCCUUGGUAGAGGUAGUGGGAGACUACCAUCCCCAGAAGAUGGUGAAACAAUAUUGUUGUCAAAUGCAAGAUUUGAGGAGGAAAGUAGUAUAGUAUAGUAGUCUCCAGAGAAAGUCAUUAGCUCAGUUGUAAGAACAUAGUAGGAUUCUAAAGUUCUACCUAAAGGUCAAUUAGCAUCAAAAUUUUGAUCAA
Messenger RNA from Trifolium pratense (red clover), 2285 nucleotides. Its product is annotated as LEAF RUST 10 DISEASE-RESISTANCE LOCUS RECEPTOR-LIKE PROTEIN KINASE-like 2.4. Gene Ontology annotation, biological process: protein phosphorylation. Gene Ontology annotation, molecular function: protein kinase activity; ATP binding. The transcript has 3 exons. The record is from RefSeq and is a predicted model, not a curated record. Lineage: Eukaryota; Viridiplantae; Streptophyta; Magnoliopsida; Fabales; Fabaceae. Bases 158 to 2191 code for a protein of 677 amino acids.